Pseudopodoces humilis (Tibetan ground-tit) is the source of this 2387-nucleotide messenger RNA. RefSeq names its product Yip1 domain family member 6 (gene YIPF6). Gene Ontology annotation, biological process: endoplasmic reticulum to Golgi vesicle-mediated transport. NCBI's taxonomy places the organism in Eukaryota, Metazoa, Chordata, Aves, Passeriformes, Paridae. Gene Ontology annotation, cellular component: membrane; trans-Golgi network. The record is from RefSeq and is a predicted model, not a curated record.
AUGACGUAAAGCGGCCUCCACGUCGUCCGGGCGGCCAAGAUGGCGGCGGCGGAGGGGAGCGGGGCUGGCGGGACCCUGUUCCCAGGUCUGGCAGAUGUGUCGAUAUCCCAGGAUAUUCCAGUGGAAGGAGAGAUCACUGUCCCUGUGGGAUCUCACUCUCCUGAUGAGGAUUACUCCACACUGGAUGAGCCAGUCAAGGACACAAUUAUGAGGGACCUGAAGGCUGUUGGGAAGAAGUUUGUCCAUGUUAUGUAUCCCAAGAAGAGCAGCGCACUCCUCAGGGACUGGGAUCUGUGGGGCCCGUUGGUUCUGUGUGUCUCCCUGGCUCUGAUGCUGCAGGGUGGCUCUGCAGACAGCAAGGAUGAUGGAGGGCCCCAGUUUGCCGAGGUCUUUGUCAUCAUCUGGUUUGGGGCCGUUGUCAUCACACUCAACUCAAAGCUUCUGGGAGGGACCAUCUCCUUCUUCCAGAGCCUGUGUGUGCUGGGGUACUGCGUGAUGCCGCUGACCGUGGCCAUGCUGGUGUGCAGGCUGGUGCUGCUGGCGGGCGCGGGCACCGUCAGCUUCAUCAUCCGCCUCAUCGUGGUGGGGGCCAUGUUCGGCUGGUCCACCUUGGCAUCCACGGCGUUCCUGGCUGACAGCCAGCCCCCCAACCGCAAGGCACUCGUCGUGUACCCCAUCUUCCUCUUCUACUUUGUCAUCAGCUGGAUGAUCCUGACCUUCACCCCCCAGUGAGCACCAUCCCGAGGGACUGGUACACAGACUGGACUUUUUCAUGGACGCUGCAGUGAAUCCUUGGCUUUAUCUCUUUCUAAUUUAUAUAUAGGGAUACUGUAAAAAGGCAGGUUGUGGGAUAAAGCCAGAGAGCUGCAAAAAGUGCUCAUUUGUGUGUCCCUCUUUGUGAAAGAUAACUGAGGUCCAGCUGCUGAGGGGUUUAUUUAGCCCUGUUCUGUACUGGUGUUAAAUAAACAAUGCCCACUGGGACAGGGAUUGUUCCAUCUGAGUAGAGAGCGGGAGAUCCUGGAUUUUCAAGCUGCUGGGAGAUGAAGUUUGCACGACUUGGCAGAUUUCCUGCCUGUGCUUGGAUUCUCACUGAAGAUAAAAAUGCCUUAUCAAACCACAGAACUUCACUGCAAUGUUGUGUGGAGAGGAAAGAGACAUGUCUGACUCGUUUUCAUCCCCUUGUAGAGUGGUGGGGUGCACAGCCAGGGCAUUGUGGGACUGGGGCUUUCCCAGGAAAGGAGAGUUCAGUCAAAACUCAGUUGGGUUGGAACGAGCUGGUGGCAGGGAGUUUCUUUUGUGUAUAUCUGUGUGUUGUGUGUGUCCAUCCCAUCAUGUGGCAGGAAAGAGGGUUCCAGCUUGGUGCCUUCAGCGCUGCAUCCAUGAGGGGACUGUGGGCUCGCUGCAAGUUACGGACCUGUGACCACAGGGAGCAAAGCUCAGAGUCCUGCAGAAAUGCUGAGACUGCUUUGUAGCAGGGACUGGGCUCUCACUCUGCAUUUGGGAAGCAAAGAUUCCUUGGAAAGUACCAUGAAUGUGUAUGUAUGAUAAAAAAAAGGGGCUCUGUGCAGGACAUUGAGGUUUUGCUGCACAGGCUGUUUGGGUCUGAAAAACCAUACCAGGGCUUGGGCUCCAAAGUGUUAAAACAGCUCGAAGGAGGGGAAGUAAAUGGUACUAGAGGUGUUGGCUGUUCUGAAGCAGGAUGUGAAUUCUGCUCUCACCUUCCUCUGUGUGAUUGUUCCUUUGGUUGUUCAUGGGGUCAGCAAAGAAAUGUGUACAAAUGUGCAUUUUGUUCCCUUGUACUUCCCAUGAGAUGUCAGACGCUGUUCUGUGGAUUGUCUUGCGGGGUUUUAAUUUUGCUUAAUACUUUAAUAGAAGGGAAGAGGCUCCUCCAGUCACUGCAGGUGCAUUGUGUACCUCUCCUGGCUACAGGUGUGCAAGAGUCAGGUGUAUCUUGGCACAGACAUUGGGAGCUGGGACUUGCUUUUGGAAACUACAGAAAUGAUUCAUGUUGUCUGUUGUUCUCAGUCAGCAAUCCAUGAAAUAUCUGAGGUGAAAAAGCUGCUGUAAAAUGUCCUUUUUCCUACAUUUGUGCAGACAGACUGAGGUCUGUGUGUUCUGCUGAGAUGUGAAUGUCCCUAAUUUCUAGUUAUAUGUGCAAGAGCAGUCUGUGCUGUAAACACUGGCAGUGGGUGGGAGUUGGGAUGGAAAUUGCUGAAUUUCAGAUUAAAAGUGCAUUUUUGCAUUUGUGGAUAACGAGCUGCUGCAUGUGGCAGGGUCUGCCUGUGGCACCAAGGGGCUGGAGGGGAGCUGUGCUGGUUCAUAGACAUGGGAAACAUGGAAAGGGGAAUUUUUAAAUUUCCAUUAAAUUAUUGCUGGUAUGGAAUGUG